This is a messenger RNA of Drosophila biarmipes, 493 nucleotides long. RefSeq names its product NADH dehydrogenase [ubiquinone] 1 alpha subcomplex subunit 7 (gene ND-B14.5A). The coding region runs from base 102 to 416 and encodes 104 amino acids. NCBI's taxonomy places the organism in Eukaryota, Metazoa, Arthropoda, Insecta, Diptera, Drosophilidae. Gene Ontology annotation, cellular component: mitochondrial inner membrane. The transcript has 2 exons. The record is from RefSeq and is a predicted model, not a curated record. Gene Ontology annotation, biological process: mitochondrial electron transport, NADH to ubiquinone; ATP synthesis coupled electron transport.
AUCAUCCCUGUAAUCGAUAGCUAUCGAUAGCCCGAUACCAGAAGGCGACACUGAUAUAAAUAAAUAAUAAAUUGACAUAGUUUGUUUGAAUCAGAAUCAGGAUGUCUGCCCUGCGCCGUGACGUGUCGCCUUUAAUCCAGCGCAUCCGGGCCUUCCUCCUGGGCCGGGAGCACAACCUGGCGCUGCGCUUCGAGGACGGCCUGGCCGAUCGCACCCAGCCGCAGCCGGAAAUCCCGGACGGACCAUCCCAUCUGCACUCGGCCAACUACUACUGCCAGCGGGAUGCCCGGCGCGAGGUCUUCCCGCCCAUCGACCUGGUGGAGCAGCAGAAGCAGCUGGCGGCGGAGGCUGGCGAGGCGGCGAAGACCACGACCUCCAAGCUGCCCACUCCAGGCAAGACCUACGCCUGGGACUAGAGGCCCCGCGGCAAUCGCCUUUUUUUGAGUUGUAGUACGAGCCGAUUAAAGCUAAUAUAGAAUCCAUUCAAAUCGUC